Perca fluviatilis (European perch) is the source of this 2771-nucleotide messenger RNA. It is a transcript of the gene tafa5a, whose product is annotated as TAFA chemokine like family member 5a. The transcript has 5 exons. The coding region runs from base 671 to 1069 and encodes 132 amino acids. Gene Ontology annotation, biological process: G protein-coupled receptor signaling pathway. Gene Ontology annotation, molecular function: receptor ligand activity; G protein-coupled receptor binding. Lineage: Eukaryota; Metazoa; Chordata; Actinopteri; Perciformes; Percidae. The record is from RefSeq and is a predicted model, not a curated record.
CUCUGUCUCUACCCAUCCGUUCUCCAUUCCCUCCUGCAAGCAUGCUGUGAUCCUCAUCUACUUCGUUCCCAAACCGAGAGCUUAAAGGACUCCCCCCUUCUCCCCCCCUCUUUUUUUCGACCAACUCUCCUUCAUCCACCCAGGCGUUUACUCGGCGGAUUUUAUUGGACCGCGUCUAUUUUUCAACCCGGUCUUUGGGCUUUGCCGUCGGGGCUCGUGAGGCUGGAGAGAAUCGAGAAAACCUACCACAGGUGAAAGGAGGCUUUACGACGCUGCGGUAUAGAUGAUUGAACACUUUGAGCAUUAACUCAACGGCACCAGCGCACAGCGCGUCCUUUUACUAAAAAAUAUAGGACGGGAAAUUUGAACACACUUUGGAACAACUAAAGGGACGUUUACCAACUUGUGUUUCUGGACGAAUAGAAAAAAAAAAACACUGCGUUCAUUUCCUAACUGAGAUUCCUAUGGAAUAUGUGACCUUUUCUUUUGCGCACCUUCAAUCCGAGGAGCAAAGCAUUGCUUUUCUAUCAGUUGCUCCAUCCUGACAUGUCUUUUUUGUGUGGAAUUACACGCGGAGAUAUGAGCAUUGUGAGAGGCCGAGCUGGGUUGUGAGAUUACCAUCUUUUGCUUGUUAUUCGUCUCGUCAAAGAGGAAGUGCUCAGUUUGUUCAAUGGCUUCAGUGUCAAGGUUGGCAAGACGCAAAGAUGCCAGUCGCUGGCCGAGAAUGUCGUCAACUUUCUGGGCUGUGGUGCUUCUGACAGCGCUGCUGGUUCUCUACUGCGGCCAGCUGGCAGCGGGGACAUGUGAGAUUGUGACGCUCGACAGGGACAGCAGCCAACCACGGCGGACCAUCGCCAGGCAGACAGCCCGCUGCGCCUGUAAGAAGGGCCAGAUCGCUGGAACUACAAGAGCCAGACCUGCCUGCGUGGACGCUGGUAUUGUUCGGAAAAAGCAGUGGUGUGAGAUGGUGCCAUGCUUGGAGGAUGAAGGCUGUGACCUGUUAGUCAAUAAAUCUGGCUGGACUUGUACACAGCCUGGAGGCCGAGUCAAAACCACCACGGCUCUAUGACGUGACAAGAGUCCCCUUCGACACUCUUGCACUAUGGAGAGCAUUGAUGACCCCUUGACAGACAGCCAAAAACCAUCUGCCAACACCACCCUACCACCACUACCACCACCAUCAUCACAACAACUCCACCCAAACCCUGGUCCCGCAAAGGCAGGAAGCAACACAAGCAGUUACAGAGCACCGAGGGCCUCAUGGAGGCAGCAAGGUCUCAUAACACAGCCAGAGACCGGAAAACCAGGGAGCGACUGUUUGAGGGAGCAAGCUUUCUCCUGGACACUGGACAACUACUCGCUGUAAAACACUUUCCAUUUCCUGUGACUGGCCCCUCCGGAUUUGUGACUGCUCCCUCCUGCUAUCUGUCGUUGGGUCAAAAUGUUGCGAUCACCUCCUCUUCACUAUCCUGCUCGUGCCACAGAGGAUCGGACUCUUUAAAAAAUCCCAUGAAUGGUUUUUGCCGCAUCGGAAGUACUGUGUUUGAAACGGCUAACUGCUUUGAAUACAGGAUUUUCCAACACCUCUCUCCUAGCCUCUAGAGCAGGAAUUCCAGAGCAAAGACGGGAUCAUUACAGACCGGACGCUGUUGCUUCGCGGACCACUUUAUGAGGCUGUUAAAAAAAUUAACUGAGCGCUCUCUGCUGUGAAUAGGCCUUCUGCUGGAGUAAACCUCCCAUAUUUUUAUAGACCAAAGAGCAAAACAACAAAUACGAUCAUAAUGACGGAGUGGACCAUGUGGUAAAGACACACAGAGACUGUGAACUUGCCGUUUGUGUCGCCACCGACCAACGACUGCCCCCACAGAGACAUGGUGCACCCGUGGACCGACGCAAACCGAACCUGCCGUCCGGUGGCACAUGUACCGUAGUACUUUUAAAACUUUCCAGACAUUUUUUUCUCAGACUAAGCCCAUCACUGUAUUUUGGAACUGGAGAUAUAGGUACUACAUAUGUAUAACUGUGUAUGAAAAAAAAAAUCUGAUUUGCAUUUUUCAGUAGCUACUGUUGGGAAAGCUUGCAGAGGCAUUGUCAAGUUGGUCACGGACCAGGAGCGCAAAUCAUAUCAAAGAGAUGAUGAAUAUCUACAGAGUAUGAAUGCUAUUGAGUCUGAAAAGGAGUAAAGAAAUGUCAUUAAAUGUAUUUUGAAAGGCCCUAAAAAGUUAUAUAUUUAACAGUUUUAUAUGUUGUACCUUUGUAGAGAAGCUUAUUGGACUUAAAAUGUGGUCACAAUGGCAGUUUAGUAGGAUGUGAACAAAUGCUGUUGUUCUCAUUACUGCUGGCUCGUAGUCCCAGGUUUUCUGUUCACACCUCAGUAGCUGCUUUCUUUUCAUGGUCAUCUACAAGUCACUGUCUAUUAGAACCAUUAAUGAAAAAAAGGAAAGUGACACAAUUUAUUGAGGACUGAUCUGCAGCCAACUGAACAUUGUAAAUCUAUGGUAGUCAGUGGAAGCCAUUGAAAUCUGCUAAUUUGCUAUGAUAUUGUAUUGUACACGGUGUGGAAUACUGACUCAUUUCCUCUCUAUGGGUUUUGAUCUCUUAAUUUAUUUUUGUGCUUGUGUUUGUUCUCGCACAAAUCUGGCCUCUCUCUGACAGAGACGAAUACAACAAGGAGAGAAAGAAAGCAGAGGAAGCAUUGCAGUAUUAGAGUCAGUUACAUACAUUUUCUAUCAUGAAAUAUUUUAAGAAUAAAUUAAAUACAUAAAAAGAAA